Molecule: messenger RNA, 1169 nt
Organism: Schistosoma haematobium
Lineage: Eukaryota; Metazoa; Platyhelminthes; Trematoda; Strigeidida; Schistosomatidae
Exons: 21
Coding region: 114-680 (188 amino acids)
Source: RefSeq, a predicted model, not a curated record
CAUUAUUCUGUGUACACAAUAAUCUAUUAACAAAAAUACUAUUAAAGCUAAUUCAUUUUGUCAGAAUACCAUCAAACUUUAUUCAUUCAACUUGAAAAUUGAAAUUCAUUAAGAUGAAAUUAUUUUUGAUUAGUAUAAUUGGCAUUUUCAGUUUGCUCGUUUCACAAGAAUAUGGUUAUACGGUUGAUAUCAAUGUGAAUGAUGCAAAACAAAAACAACAUUUAAUAACCAAACUUAAUUCAUUGAAUCAAUAUUUACAGUCAAGGGGGAUUAACAAACAAUUCACUGAAGACGAAUUCUACAAAAUCAUAUACGAUAGAUUAAACAAGCAUAUUGAAGACGAAAAAAGCGAUGUCCGCAUAAUUGAAAAAGAAGUCUCCAAACGUCCAGUGCAAAAGCAUGUAGAUAAUGAGACAUCAGACAGUAUGCAUGAUAAACAACCUAUUCAGAAAGAAGUCUCCAAACGUCCAGUGCAAAAGCAUGUAGAUAAUGAGACAUCAGACAGAUUUCAAUCCAUAUCAGAUAUUUUCAUCUUCAAUAAGCCGUGGAUUCCUUUAUGGAUUGUAAAUCCCCUAUACUACAUAACCGAGAAGUUCAUGCAAAUUAUGGCAUUUUUACUAGUAGAUGAUAAUAUUAGAGAACUCCAAAUGCCAGCAUACUAUUACGAUACAUCAAUAUGAGAGUGAAUUUAUUGCAGUAUAGUUAAUUCAACACAUCGGACGGUGUAGUUGACGGGCUCACUACUUCAGUGACUCGGGAUUUGAUUCCAAUUACAUCGUAUGAAUGUUCGUUAUUGAAUGAUUGCUGUCGAAAUAUAUAUGUCGCCUAUCCUCGUAUAUUUCAUCGAAUUAAAUCGCGUUAGUCAAUAACGGAAUUAAAUACGUCAAAUACGAGAAUGAAUUUCGAAUACGUACAUUUCAUACAAUCGUUGAUCCAGACAAAAUAUAGAGGAAGCAAAGAGAAGAGAGUGAAGCGAAAUAACGCGCGGUGGAUAAGGUGUGUGAGUGUGGUGUUUGAAUGAACUAUUGAUUCCUUUGUACUUGUUGAAUGCUUGAUUUCGAAUUCUAAAUACAGUACAUUCAUUUGUGGUUAUCUAGUACUUGUUGAUCUGAUUACGUUAUUUCUGGGAUUCUUAAUUCAUACUAUAAUUCAAAUACUCCUAAUCAUCA